AUGUGCGGCGUGUAUCUGCGGGAUUUUCGGUGGAAAUGUAAUUAUUAUUAUUUCCCGUUGACGGGCUUUGCCGAUAAGAGGAUAAAGGUCAUUGGGCGUUGCGGCGACAGCGGACACGGGAAGUCGGGAAACAGCGGCGGCGGCGGGGAAGAAAAGAAACCCAUAAAUAAAUACGAGGAAAAAAGCCAAACUGGAAUCAAGAUGAAGGGCAGAGAGCCGGCGAAACGUGGCCCGGUCCAAUAUAUCAGCGCCUGCAAUGCGGGAUUUCAAAGCCUAGUUGAUUUAUAUCGCAAAAGUUGA
Molecule: messenger RNA, 300 nt
Organism: Macrosiphum euphorbiae (potato aphid)
Lineage: Eukaryota; Metazoa; Arthropoda; Insecta; Hemiptera; Aphididae
Source: the annotation of a GenBank genome assembly